This is a messenger RNA of Populus euphratica (Euphrates poplar), 2215 nucleotides long. RefSeq lists its product as uncharacterized. The coding region runs from base 808 to 1941 and encodes 377 amino acids. Gene Ontology annotation, biological process: response to photooxidative stress; photosystem I assembly. The transcript has 4 exons. Gene Ontology annotation, cellular component: chloroplast thylakoid membrane. The record is from RefSeq and is a predicted model, not a curated record. NCBI's taxonomy places the organism in Eukaryota, Viridiplantae, Streptophyta, Magnoliopsida, Malpighiales, Salicaceae.
GGCGACGAAAUCUAACGGGACAGUUUUUAUGGCAACCAGGAACCAUCACCUUCUUAAACAAUGAACUUGAAGAGUUUAAAAUGCAAAUGCUCAACACAGACAUGUAUCAUCAACUUCAAAUCAGUAACUAGUACUGUUACUACUAGUUUUUCUUCUUGCUAUAGACAAUACUGAAGAGAUAGAAGAUAAUGUUAAUGAUGGCUUUGCAACUUUACCAACUUCUUCUUCUUCUUCACAUUCCAAUUCACUCUGCUUUCACCCUCACCAAUACACACCUUUGAAUGAGAGAAUGACGAUAAGAUUGGCCAAGAUUUUCCUCUACCAUAAUGAAUCGAGAAGGAGAAAGACUCGUCAUUUGUUGAUUCGUAAAGAAGACGUAGAAUCGCGUGUCCAAGACCAAGAAGAGGAAGAAGAUGAAGCACCUCCUCCUAGCCCUCAAGAACUCCAGUAUGUUCGAGAUAUCAAAAGGGUGUUGGAGCUUCUCAGGAAAAACAGAGACAUACUUUUUAGCGAGGUUGAGGCACCAGUGACAAACCCAGGCAAAUUCCUUUAUGCAAAAGCCACCGACAAUGGUAAAGAUCCUAAAGAGGCUGCAAAGAGAUUGAAAAUUGAAUGGGAUUCAGCUGCUGAAAUUGAGUAUACUGGCCUGAAUGACGAACCAGCUAUGGGAAAACAUGGAACUCACUACCCUUUGACGCUUGUGACUUGCUGCCCACGUCCUCGCUUUGCCAGGUUUGUGACCUUUCUUAUUAGUUGCUAAUCUCUCACUUCAUUCUCAUAGCUAGCUAGUUUGUGACCUGAAACACCAUGGUCCUCCCAGCUUCAGAUACUGUCCUUCCCACCUCAAACAACGGCACUCAUGAAACACUUGAAAUUUCUGAUGAUCUAGACUUCUGUAUUAUUACUGCUGAUUAUUUCCACGAUUUCAAAUCCAUGGCUAUUGAAGAAUCUAAAAAGUUGAUUAGAAAAGAGAGCAUGCAAAACGAAAAGCAGAUUUCAGCGGAUCCAGUUUCGUUGAGAGAGUCAUCAAGAAGAGAGGCUAGCUUCAAUUUCAUGCUGCUGCCUGUGUCGACUGCACCAACUCCGGACCUGCUACCACCUGCACUGCCUGCAACAUCCCAGAUUAUAGCAGGCAGCCUCCCCAGCUCAGCCUGCUCAUCCCCUCGGUUCAGCUUGACAAUGUUGAAGAAGAAAUGGAAAAAUGAAAGCCAAGCAUCUCCCCGCCAGAUUGACAAUCUUGCUGGUCGACAUUCUUUAGCACAUCCUCCCCUUGCUGCUCAACAAGAUAUUCACUUGCGAAGGAACAAGUCUUGCGUAGAAGGAAGGACAGCUGCACCUGCUGACGAACUUAAUUUUUGGUUCCCCAGACCAAAUGCUAGCAAAUCUGAUAACAGACCUCAUGGACACUUCAAAAUUGAGGCUAGCAAAGAAGAUCACAUAACUGUUAAAAACAUGGAUCCUAUUGAUGAUGGAUUGAAAUGUGGUGUGCUAUGCUUCUACCUUCCAGGCUUUGCAAAGGGAAAACCAGUGAGACCCAAAAAGGAAGAAGUGAGAGGAGAUUUGGGAAAUGUAAUAUCCAGGACAGUUUCUGUGGAAAAAUUUGAAUGUGGUUCAUGGGCUUCAUCGGCCGUCAUAAAUGACCAUGAAGACGACUCCAAGAAUCUUUACUUUGAUUUGCCACUAGAGUUGAUCCAAGCUAGUGCGAAUGAUGCAAAUUCACCGGUUGCUGCUGCCUUCAUCUUUGACAAGGAUCAAAAACAAGUUCUCAAGAGUUGUUCAACAAGAGCAGCACCCAGGAAAUCCCAUGAAUUGUCUCGUCAUGUUAGGUUUUCAACAUCAUCGCCCACAUCGCACCCUACCUCACCAACUUCUUGCAUUACACCUCGCUUGCAGAAGGCUAGGGAGGAAUUCAAAGCCUUUUUAGAAGCGCAGAGUGCAUGAAUCUUUCUGCCAACUUUCUUUCAAGCAUUAUGUUUUCCCAGUUCGUUGCAAUUAUGCAGAUUUGGAUGACAGAUUUUACCAGAAUGUGACGCAUCCUUCAUUUUCCAGCCAUCUUCUGGAAAUAAGCCAGAGAAGGUUGAACAAGAUAAUUGUACUAGAAUUUUUCCUUUUCUUGUUCUUUUGUUUCAUUUUCUGGGUUAAUCGCAUGAUCUUCUUCAGGUUUAUGUGAAACUUUUCCAGUGUCAAGUGUACCAGCAUGAAAGUUUUUAGCAUC